UGGGUCGUUUGGCGCUCGGUCUGCGAAAUGGUCUUCAAAUUCACAAAACGAGCCGCACAUUUGUUUAUUGCGUUGCUAUCCAUAUUUAUCUCAAUGGCUGGCAUUGUGUGCGUCGAUCGAUUGCCCCAAGCGCUUAAGCAGGAUCAGCUGAUUGUGAAUCACAUUUGCCUGCUGCAGAUUAUUGCGAGCGUUCUUUUAAUUGUGGGCUCCCUCAAGCACAAGCAUUCGUAUUUCGUGCCUUGGCUGCUGAUAGCAGCCCUAUUCGCUUAUACUUUGAUUUACAAAAGCAUAGACUAUUGGCUAAUUGCGUGGAUCGAUAUCAGGGCUACCCUGGGAGUCAUAUGUCUGCUUUAUAUUAUAGCAG
This is a messenger RNA of Drosophila arizonae, 364 nucleotides long. RefSeq lists its product as uncharacterized. NCBI's taxonomy places the organism in Eukaryota, Metazoa, Arthropoda, Insecta, Diptera, Drosophilidae. The record is from RefSeq and is a predicted model, not a curated record.